UGUGUUGGUGACGUCAGCCCCAGCGAGAGGAGGAAGGAGAGAGAGUUCAGUCAGAGCUGUCAUUAACUAGUUAUGUUAUAGAGAGCCACCGGGGGAACGCUGUGUUAUACCUUCAUAUAAAAAACAGCAAUAUACAAGCAGCACACCGGACUGUGCAAAGCAAACCCGAGAGGAGGGACUCUCUUAUCUGCUCUUCUGCCUCUUGCUUUCUCUCUCUGGCUCCUUGUGUAAAAAGUUUCUGGUGAUUAUGGCUGAUGUGAUACACAUGAACGACUCGUCCUCCGCGGACGUAGCCAACCGGUUCGCCCGCAAAGGAGCUCUGAGACAGAAAAACGUCCACGAAGUGAAGGACCACAAGUUCACAGCCCGGUUCUUCAAACAGCCCACCUUCUGCAGCCACUGCACCGACUUCAUUUGGGGUUUUGGAAAGCAAGGAUUUCAGUGCCAAGUUUGCUGUUUUGUGGUCCACAAGCGGUGUCAUGAGUUUGUCACGUUCUCAUGCCCUGGUGCAGACAAGGGGCCCGACACUGACGAUCCUAGAAGCAAGCACAAGUUUAAAAUCCACACAUAUGGAAGCCCCACGUUUUGUGAUCACUGCGGCUCACUACUCUACGGACUCAUUCACCAAGGGAUGAAAUGUGACACUUGUGAUAUGAAUGUCCACAAGGUGUGUGUAAUGAACGUGCCCAGUCUCUGUGGCACCGACUUCACGGAGAGAAGAGGGCGGCUGUUUCUGAAGAUCGAAGUGACUGGAGACAAGCUGCACGUCACAGUGGGAGAGGGGAAGAACUUGAUUCCGAUGGACCCGAAUGGAUCCUCUGACCCCUACGUGAAGCUGAAGCUGAUCCCAGAUCCCAAAAACGAAACCAAACAGAAGACCAAAACCAUCCGCUCCUGCCUCAACCCCAACUGGAACGAAUCCUUCACAUUUAAACUGAAGCCCACAGAUAAAGACCGGCGCCUGUCUGUGGAGAUCUGGGACUGGGACAGGACGACGAGGAACGACUUCAUGGGCUCCCUCUCCUUCGGGGUGUCCGAGCUCAUCAAGUCCCCUGUGUGUGGCUGGUUUAAGUUGUUGAACCAGGAGGAGGGCGAGUACUACAACGUGCCCAUCUCUGAGGCUGACGAUGGGAACUUGGAGCUCAGGCAGAAGUUUGAGGGCUGUCAUAUUAAUAUCCACUUCCUAAAGAAAGCCAGGCUCGGCCCCACUAAGAAGGUGAUCAGCCCUCCAGAUGAUAAGCAAAGUUUACCUUCAAACAACCUGGACCGGGUCAAACUGACUGACUUCAACUUCCUGGCCGUUCUGGGCAAGGGCAGCUUCGGCAAGGUAAUGCUGGCGGAGAUGAAGGGCUCAGACGAGCUGUACGCUAUCAAGAUCCUGAAGAAGGACGUGGUGAUCCAGGACGAUGACGUGGAGUGCACCAUGGUGGAGAAGAGGGUGCUGGCACAGCAGGACAAGCCGCCCUUCCUAACACAGCUACACUCCUGCUUCCAGACUGUGGACCGCCUGUACUUUGUCAUGGAGUAUGUAACUGGAGGAGACCUCAUGUACCACAUCCAACAUGUGGGGAAAUUCAAAGAACCACAAGCAGUGUUCUAUGCAGCAGAGAUUUCUGUCGGGCUCCUCUUCCUGCACAAGAAAGGAGUUAUAUACAGGGAUCUAAAGCUUGACAAUGUAAUGCUGGACGCAGAGGGACACAUUAAGAUUGCUGAUUUUGGCAUGUGCAAGGAGAACAUGUUCAAUGGAGUGACAACGAGGACGUUCUGUGGGACCCCAGACUAUAUUGCACCCGAGAUUAUUGCAUAUCAGCCAUAUGGAAGAUCAGUAGACUGGUGGGCCUUUGGAGUCCUGCUGUACGAGAUGCUGGCCGGGCAGCCGCCCUUCGAUGGAGAAGACGAGGACGAGCUGUUCCAGUCCAUCAUGGAGCACAACGUGUCCUAUCCGAAGUCCAUGUCCAAAGAGGCGGUCUCUAUCUGCAAAGGGCUGAUGACGAAACACCCUGCGAAGCGGCUGGGCUGCGGGUCGGAGGGGGAGCGAGACAUCAAGGAGCAUGCCUUCUUCAGGCGGAUCGACUGGGACAGGCUGGAGGGACGGGAGAUCCAGCCGCCCUUCAAACCCAAAGUGAGCGGUAAAGGUGCAGAGAACUUUGACAAGUUCUUCACGCGCACUCAGCCAAUGUUAACGCCGCCGGAUCAGCUGGUAAUCGCCAACAUCGACCAAGAUGAGUUUGAGGGGUUCUCCUACGUCAACCCCCAGUACAUCCCCCCCUCAUUGCUGAGCGUGGUAUGAAGCUGAGAAGCAACCAUGCACAGAAAAAAACAGGAAGGAAGGAAAAAAAAGAAGACGUGUUUGCAAAAUCUCUAAUCCAGGAGCAAAUAACAAAAAAGACCAAAAAAAUACAUUUUAAUAAUUUUUCAUACUGAGUCUAUGGAAAUAAGUGAAAAUAAACAUAACAUGCAUAUCAUGGUGGAAAUAAAUGUGUUCAUAACCAGUGUGCAUUGCGGCCAAAGUUUGGAAUUUGAAUGAGCAUUAACCUAGAUUAAAAAAAUUUGUACACACUGUUCAUAACAUGUUUGGUUCGGACCACUGGAUUUUUCUAAUAAGAGAAGUUCUUAAAAUAGCUUUUAACAUAUUGUUCUUCUUGCUGUACUUCACUGUGUACUUCUACCCCUAAACCUGUGGUUCCAGUUACACCCAGAGGGACCAGUUACUUUCUUGGCUCUUCCCAUUAUGAAUGCUAGUGGAAGUGCCGAGACUCGGCAGUUAAAGCAAGACCAGUUAUUUUCAAACAGAGUUGAGCAACAAGGGUGUGUAGAAAGGAGUUUUUUUUGUACCAAUGGUAAUGAAAGGGUGGCCUGGAUGGAGUGUCUGGAACAGGUUACAAUAGUGUAUCCUCGUUUUACAAACCAACCUCUAUCGUUAAUCAGUGAAUGCACUUGCAUAGGCUUCUGCCAGUUCAGUUGCAGGGCAUUUCUUGUCUUGACCGAGCCCAGGGUUGAUUCAGCCAUGCAUGUGCAAUCUAAAUCACAAUUGAGACAUGAACGUCAUGUUUACAGUUCUGUCAUAGAAGAGGGUAACUGGUUUUAAUUAUUUAUUUUUUUUAGAAAUGAUACAACCAUAUGAGAAAAUUCCUACUAUAAA
Molecule: messenger RNA, 3142 nt
Organism: Polyodon spathula (Mississippi paddlefish)
Lineage: Eukaryota; Metazoa; Chordata; Actinopteri; Acipenseriformes; Polyodontidae
Product: protein kinase C alpha type
Exons: 18
Coding region: 248-2290 (680 amino acids)
Biological process (GO): protein phosphorylation
Molecular function (GO): diacylglycerol-dependent serine/threonine kinase activity; ATP binding; zinc ion binding
Source: RefSeq, a predicted model, not a curated record